Messenger RNA from Columba livia (rock pigeon), 2164 nucleotides. RefSeq names its product centromere protein O (gene CENPO). Gene Ontology annotation, cellular component: Mis6-Sim4 complex; kinetochore. The record is from RefSeq and is a predicted model, not a curated record. NCBI's taxonomy places the organism in Eukaryota, Metazoa, Chordata, Aves, Columbiformes, Columbidae. The transcript has 7 exons. Bases 760 to 1629 code for a protein of 289 amino acids.
CGUCCCCCUCGGCGGACACCCUGGGGGUCGCUGCCCAGCCCGGCCCGUCUGUGUGGGGAGACCCCGGGGCCUCCUGUUCCCCCCCCCGAGGCCUCCUGUUCCCCCCCCCGAGGCCUCCUGGAUAGUCCUUCGUCUUUAAUCCUUUCAGUAUCUUCCUAUCUUUAAAAAAAAAAAAAAGCUAAAUAUGUCAAUGCUUCGUACAAAUAUAUAAACCGAUGCAUUACUCUUAAAAUCAAUGUAAUUAUGCAAACUUGCACUGAGUAGCCUUUGUUUUUAAAAAUAGCUGUUGGUGGGAAGACCAGCCGUUUAAAUGAAGAAAUCCAUAUUAAAAGAUGGCGAUUGUAUUAUUGCAGUUAUUUGCGGAUUAACGGGUGUUCAAACUCUUCAACUGUUUGCCCAGCAAUAAUUCUCUGACAGGUCGUUACGUUUUUAGUUUGGUGUUGGGUUUUCUCUGUGUGUGGCGCAUCCUUCAGAUCAGCAUUUCGUGGGAUUGUCCAUGUGUGGUGCCAGACCUGCCCUCGGCGCUUCUCGGAGUCCUGGUGCAGCAGCAGGAGGACGAGGAAGGUUCCCAAAGGAAGAGGAAGGUCCCUGAGGAAAAGGAAAAUUUCUGGAGGAAGAGGAAAGCCCCCUGAGGAAGAGAAAGGUCCCCCCGAGGAAGAGUUGUCGCUGCCCCCACGUUAUUUCUGCAUUUCAAGUGACAGAGCCCGGCCAGGGGGGCUGACACCCGCCUGCCCACUCACAGGAGAGCGGAGAGGGAGGAUGGAGGAAGGGAAAGCACAUCCACCGGAGGGGGUGUUCGCUCACCUAGAGAUGCUGGAGGCACGGGCUCACGAGGCGGCCGUGAAGCAAGCGGCAGCGGAGCAGCAGAAAGAGCAGCUGGCCAGGCUGGAAGCGAGAGUGCAGGAGCUGCGACAGCGGCGGGAUGAGCUGCAGGCUAAAGUGGAACUGCAGGAGCAGGGGCAACAUGGGCAAGAAGGAGUUGUGUCAGAUCCAGCACAGCACAGUGCUCAGACUGUUUUAGAGUGGAAGAUAAGAAAAGUUAAGUCCACGCUGCAGGUCUUUUACCUCACAGGGAUCAGUGGGAAGCUGAGCAAGCAUGGCGUGUGUUUCUGCAUCAGCACGGCUUACGAGGGCAUCUACUUGGAUUCCUACUACCUGGACCUGCUCACUGAGCCACAAGUGCGGAUUCACCGCCACUCCGUCCCCAUCUUCAUCCCCAUGGAGCAGAUUGCCAAGAAGUACUUGCAGACAGACAUCAGGCGCUUUUUGUCCGUCCUGUCCGACCAUCUGAACGCUUACGUAGGGAGGAGGUACCAGGCAGACCAGUUACAGGAGCACUUUUCAGAUCGGCUAGAAGGAACCAUGCAAAGGAACUCCUUGUGUAACUUGUUGGUCUUUAAUUACAACCCAUCAAGUAAAAGCGAGACCUUUCCAUUCAACGCGAGGCUGCUUUAUGGAGAUCUCUGCUGCAGCCUCCCCACUGAAGUUGUCAUUUCCUGUGCACCGGACGCUCCCGCAGCCCUCGCAGAGACGGCAGCAGCGCACUCGGACCUGUUUCGCCGCCUGGCCCUGCACAAAGCGUUCGGCUCCUUCGGCAGCGCGGGGGAACACGUGGAUGGAGCUCGGUGACCGCCCGGCCUUUCCUUGGGAAUGUGUCUCCCCAAGCUCGAUGGGCAAAUAUUCUCUGUUGGCCUCUUUGGAUCUUGAAAUCGAUGUUUUCCUGAGGCUUUGGGGUGUCUGGUGCAGGGAAUCUCUCCUCGGCGCUGUGCUGCUUCGCUUGUUCAAGUGCCCAUCUCCACAGCUGCAGGAAACAUCGCGCGGCUGAAAUCAGAAACUGUAUUUGAACUGCAAAAUCUCAGUGUUUUGAGGACGACAAUUUAUAGAUCAGCACCAUGCACCUCAAAAAGAGGGGAGCGAGUGGAUAAGCUGUGCCCUACGGCCAUAAAGGACUUUGUGUCAGAAGCUGGAAGCGACCGAGGGACAGAAGUGACACUGAACUUUCCAGAAAGUGUCACCCCCGCGAUUUCCUUCCCUUCAGGCACGUGGUGGCUUUGCUGCCAUCCCAUCCUGCUUCAAGUCUGGCUCAGAUCUUUAAAAACUUGCUGGUUUGUAACAGUCCUUCCAUGACUUGUUCAUUAAAUAAAUCAAAUAUAAGUUACUGAAA